Quercus robur (English oak) is the source of this 1195-nucleotide messenger RNA. RefSeq names its product E3 ubiquitin-protein ligase ATL41-like. The record is from RefSeq and is a predicted model, not a curated record. The coding region runs from base 323 to 919 and encodes 198 amino acids. The transcript has a single exon. Lineage: Eukaryota; Viridiplantae; Streptophyta; Magnoliopsida; Fagales; Fagaceae.
UCUUCCUUUCUUGAAGAAAAGCCGACAGGGUGGAGAAAGGAGACUAGUAUUUCAACUUUAUCCUUAAUUUGUUGAUGUUUCAAAAGCCAAGUCAAUCUACAAUCUGCCUAAAACAAGGAAAUCACCAAGAGAUUAGUAAAAUUUCAAUUUGGUAAUGAAAACCAUCACCAAGGAAAUCCCAGAAAAUAUAUUACAAACCCCAUCAGAGAUUUUUCAACGAAAUAACAAGGUGAAUCAAAUGAAAACCUCUCUUGUACAAAUUCAGAAUUUGAGAGUCAAUUAAGGAAGGAAGCACCUUUUCUAGAUCAACUUAGGAGUAACCAUGAGUUCUGUCGGCAAUCUCAUACUUGUCGCUGUGUUCUCCCUAAUCGCUCUGGUGAUGCUAUUCACGAUUCUCCAAAUCCAUUUUAGGAACCAAGAAAGAAGACGCCAGGCUUCCCCACAUGGGAGAACAACUCCAGUUGCAGAGGAUGAAAUACUUUCCAUUGAGCCAACACCAAUGAAAGCUCUCGAUCCAUUGGUGGUGGCCUCAUUACCAAAGUUCAUGUACAAACCAACUGACCAGCUUGAUCAUGGUGAUGUCAUAGAGUGCUCAGUUUGCUUGAGCACCAUUGUGGAGGAAGCCAUGGUUAAGCUUCUACCAAAUUGUAAACACACGUUUCAUGUGGAGUGCAUUGAUAUGUGGCUUAACUCAAACACAACUUGCCCAAUAUGCCGCACCCUGGCUGAGCCUAUGGUCAAGCCAGAGGAUAGUACUUUGUGCACUGUGGUUCAACCCUUAGAUCCACCUAUUGAAGAUAGUACGGCACAUGGUACAAGAUUAAGCUCUUUUCAGAGGAUGCUUAGUAGGGAGAGAUCGUCGAGGGGGAUUCAGAGUUGUGGAGAUGAAGGAGGUCCAGAAGAUCUAGAAAGACAGUAGUGAUUACAUUGAAAGUAUGUAUUGUUGCAUUUAGUUUUCUACCGUAGAGUGAUACACAUUAAAUAUUGAUUGAAUUUGCAAUAAAAAGAUUUACUUUCUUAAAAAGAUUUCACCGCAAUCAGAUUAUGAAGUUAAGUUUCGUACCAAAAUGAAAUUGUCUCACUGAUUUCGAAAUGUAGAUGCAUGCUGAAUUACUGCUUUUAUUUUUUUUCAUAAUUAUUUUUUAUCAAGUUUUACAUAUCUAGUGAUCAAUUAUAUACAGAAGCGAGUUUACUA